Ustilago hordei is the source of this 432-nucleotide messenger RNA. Its product is annotated as putative cytochrome-c oxidase chain VI precursor. Gene Ontology annotation, cellular component: mitochondrial inner membrane. The transcript is spliced from 2 exons. Gene Ontology annotation, biological process: mitochondrial electron transport, cytochrome c to oxygen. The coding region runs from base 1 to 432 and encodes 143 amino acids. Lineage: Eukaryota; Fungi; Basidiomycota; Ustilaginomycetes; Ustilaginales; Ustilaginaceae. The record is from RefSeq and is a predicted model, not a curated record.
AUGUCCUUCCUUACCGGAGCCAUCCGAACCGCCGCCGUCAGCACCUCGGCCCGUGCUGCCCUUCUCGGCCGUGCCGCUCCUGUUGCUUUCUCUCAGCAGGUCCGUGGCUACGCCGCCCACCACGAAGAAGAGUCGUUCGACGCCUUCAACUCCCGAUACGUCGGAUUCUUUGAUGCUGUCGAGGACCUUUUCGAGCUUCAGCGUGGACUUAACAACUGCUUUGCUUACGACUUGGUCCCCUCGCCCGAAGUGAUCGAGGCGGCUCUUCGUGCCAGUCGUCGUGUCAACGACUACUCGACCGCCGUUCGCAUUUUCGAAGGUAUCAAGCAGAAGGUCGAAAAUGAGAACCAAUACAAGCAGUACGUCGAGGCUCUUAAAGGCGUUCGUGAGGAAUUGGGCAUUAAGCUCAAGGAGGAGAUGUACUCGUCAUAA